This is a messenger RNA of Pungitius pungitius (ninespine stickleback), 1055 nucleotides long. RefSeq names its product ribosomal RNA processing 15 homolog (gene rrp15). Gene Ontology annotation, biological process: maturation of 5.8S rRNA; maturation of LSU-rRNA. The coding region runs from base 129 to 845 and encodes 238 amino acids. Gene Ontology annotation, cellular component: preribosome, large subunit precursor. The record is from RefSeq and is a predicted model, not a curated record. Lineage: Eukaryota; Metazoa; Chordata; Actinopteri; Perciformes; Gasterosteidae. The transcript is spliced from 5 exons.
CUCUGAACACUCCCACGCGGUAGGUGGCGCUAACCGCCUUCAAACAGCUCUGCAAACUUCCCGGUGGUGGAACCGUUGUACCUUAACUUUAGUUGGACUCUACGGACACAUUUCAGUGUAACUCAACGAUGGCAGCGCUGACGAAAAAGCAUGGAGAUGAUGCACAGCCUUUCUCUGACAACUCUGAUGACCAGAGAAAUUCUGAGGAAGGAAGCAACGAUGAAGGGUCUGUUGAUGAUGGAGAUGGUGGGGAGGGGAGUAAUGGGGAGGAGGAUGGAGAUGACAGUAAUGCAAAUGCUGGGUGGGCUGAGGCUAUGGCAAAGAUCCUUGGAAAGAAAACCCCCGAGAGUAGAAGCAGCAUCCUGGUGAAGAGCAAAGAGCUGGACAAGAUGAAGGGGUUGGAGAGACAGGAGCAGCUGGAGAGGAAGAAGCAGGUUGACAAGAAGCGAGCCUGGGAAAUGAUGUGCAGAGAGAAACCUGAUGUUGUGAAGGACCGCGACACUGAAAGAGCUCUGCAGAGAAUUGCUACAAGGGGGGUGGUGCAGCUGUUCAACGCAGUGAGGAAGCACCAGAAAACCAUCAAUAUCAAGGUGAAAGAAGUCGGUGGGUCAGAGAGGAAGAAGGCCAAGCUUCUUUCGUCUGUCACUAAGAAGGACUUCAUCGACGUGCUGAGGGGAACUGAGGGGGGCAGUGCCAGGAACAUGGCUGAAGACAUCACUGUGGAUUUAGCAGAGAAGCAGUCCUCCUGGAGUGUCCUCUCGGAUGACUUCAUGAUGGGAGCCACCAUGAAAGACUGGGACAAAGACAGUGACAGAGAGGAGGAUGACGCCGUGCAUACCGGCUGAAGAGACGGUGUACAGCCGGCUGUGACACCUCUAUGGAAAUUCUGUCAAUCAGAAACCCUGAUCUGCAGUGAGUGGAAUCUAGUAGCUAGUCUUGCCCCUGCAAGACAAACCGGAUGACUUGUUGGACCCGGAGGAGCUCCUCCACGAUACUUGAAUUAAUGUAAACUCUGUAAAUAAGACUGUUUUGAAUAAACAAUGAAUGAAAGGCCA